Aureobasidium namibiae CBS 147.97 is the source of this 2571-nucleotide messenger RNA. Its product is annotated as MFS general substrate transporter. The transcript is spliced from 4 exons. Bases 1 to 2571 code for a protein of 856 amino acids. Lineage: Eukaryota; Fungi; Ascomycota; Dothideomycetes; Dothideales; Saccotheciaceae. Gene Ontology annotation, biological process: regulation of DNA-templated transcription; transmembrane transport. The record is from RefSeq and is a predicted model, not a curated record. Gene Ontology annotation, molecular function: DNA-binding transcription factor activity, RNA polymerase II-specific; zinc ion binding; transmembrane transporter activity.
AUGAAGGCCCCGAGGUAUUCGGCAUCGAGACAGAAGGCUUGUAAUAAUUGCACGAGAGGGAAGACCAGGUGCCAAAAGGGACCUUCGGGCUGCUCCAGAUGUGUUCAACGAGGACUGCUGUGUAUAGAUCCGCAAGAUGCAAUGGCUCAGGUCUCAACAGCUUCCAUCGACGAGGUCAGUGACUUGAGAGCAGUGUCACAAGGAAGUAGUGCACAGGCAAACUUUGAUUUCUCGGAACUCAGACUCGCUUGCACCAUCAAUGUUGAUGACAUUACAUCACGAUGGCUCAAUACCUACGUGCCAGUCGCAGGCCAAGUCAUCAAUGACUAUCCACUCAGUAUCUCGGCGCUAAUCCGCCGAGUUCUGAAAUCAUACGUCGCUUCAGCAGUCCGUGGCCAUACCAGUCUGCCUCCCUUUAUCCAUCCAGCCCAGAUAGAUGAUUCAUCGUCUGUACCACUCGCAACCUGCCUGAACAUGGUACGCAUAUGCCAAAACCCUGCUCUAGGCAGGGAAGCCACCGCAGCAGAAGUCCUGCAACGGGAAAUGUCGACGAUCUACCAGAGACGAAUACAAUGCAAUCACAUGGAACUCUUGGCUACUUUCCAAGCUUAUCUGGUAUAUGCGAUGACCUUGGUUCUGCGACUGGAACAGGCCUCUACACUCUUCCUGCGUCAAGCGAUGAUGAACCUCCAAGAUCUGGCUUGGAUGACAACUCGACAAGGAAUCGUUAGUGUGGCCGAGCAACAACAUUCGCGUCCAAGAUGGGAGGAGUGGAUCGUGGUGGAAGCGAAACGCCGCACUUUGUAUGUCAUGUACAUGUUUGACGAUGUGAUUUCGAAACAAGAAGGUAUUCCUACUUUUCUGGGAAUCGAAUUGGUAGGACUGCCGGCACCGGGAAGUAAGUCUCUAUGGUUUGCAAAUUCAAGACCAGAGUGGCAGAAGAUGUAUAAUCUUCAUUUGGCGGAUUGGCCUGACGGAGGGCUUUGCAUUGAUGAGUUGUGGGCGAUGCCAUCUGAGCUGGGUGAUAUUGAAAUUGCAAGAAGACGAUCUAGGGUCGAGCAGUGGAUGGAAGAUCUCGAUGAGUUUGGGAUGAUGAUAUAUGCGGUCACCAGUUGUACGCAUGGUACCUAUACGUCGUCGCAUAUCGCCGAACCCGCCACUACGCUCCACAGCAUAUUCGAUAAACGACAGAAAGUGCUAAUCGUAGCCAUUAUCUCCAUCGCAGCGACGUUCUCAGGUUUCGCGUCCAACAUCUACUUCCCAGCCCUUCCAACAAUAGCUCACGAUCUGAAUGUGUCCAUCGAGCUCGUCAACCUCAGCGUCACGGCAUACCUGAUAUUCCAAGGUCUAGCACCGAGUAUAUGGGGACCUAUCUCCGACGUCAAGGGUCGCCGAGUUGCUUACGUCGGAACGUUCUUAGUCUUCCUCGGCUCUUGUAUCGGACUGGCUCUUACUCGCAACUAUGCGACUCUUAUUGUUCUACGGUGCUUACAGAGUACUGGAAGUGCGAGUACUAUCGCCAUCGGUUCUGGUGUUAUUGGGGAUAUCACCACUCGUGAAAAUCGCGGAGGCUACAUGGCUGUGUUCCAAGCUGGGUUACUGGCGCCGGUUGCCAUAGGUCCCAUAAUUGGUGGUGGUCUGGCCGCAGCAUUAGGAUGGAGAAGUAUCUUCUGGUUCUUGACCAUCUAUUGUGGCGCUUUUCUGGUGUUCUUGAUACUCCUGUUGCCCGAGACAUUGAGGCAUAAAGUCGGUAAUGGGAGUCGGGAGACUGUAGAACUAUUCGCAAGAUAUCCCUUGACGUUCUAUCAGAAAACGAGUCAGAUGCGUUGGGAUUGUGAACCAAUGGCACUAACAGAGAACGAAUCAAAGAAGAGCGUCGACAUUACUCAGCCAUUGCGCAUACUCUUCAGCAAGCAGGCCAGCCCUAUCAUUAUCUGCCUGGCAAUCCACUACGCAGUCUGGCAGAUGAGCAUCACUGCAAUGUCAACGCUCUUCCUCGAAGUUUACAAUUUGUCUGAAACCCAGAUUGGGCUUACAUUUCUCGCCAACGGUGUUGGUUCCAUACUCGGUACUCUAACCACAGGCAAAGUUCUCAACAUGGACUACAAACGCGUCAAGCAAGACUACGCAUCACGAACCGAGAUACUUGAAACCACAGACAGAAAGCCAAGCUUCCCGAUCGAGAAAGCUCGCCUGCGCCUUAUUCCUCUCUUUUCCCUUCUCCAAGCUAUCGCCAUUCUGGUCUUUGGCUGGACGAUUCGAUACCAUGUGCACAUCUCUGUCCCUAUCAUCACGACUUUCUUCACGGGUUGGUGUGCUGUCUCUGCACAAUCGCUCGUCAUGACCUACUUGGUCGACAUAUUCCAAGACCGCAGCGCUGCCGGAAGUGCCGCUCUGAAUCUUGCCAGAUGCUUGUGUGCUGCGGCGGGUACAAGCUUUGUGUUACCCUUGAUCAGAGCUGCAGGCGCAGGAUGGGCUCUCAGCAUCUGUGUUCUGGCGCAAGGGGUCGCGUUGUUGGGUGCCUUGAUCCAGUGGAAAUUUGCACAGACUUGGAGAGACCAGAAAAACUGA